AUCGCGCUGCUGACGCAGUGGUUUCUUAUUGUAGUCUCGCAGUGAAAGCAACUCCGUGGUGGACAAUGGCAGGCCCUGGAAGGAGCGGCAGGGGCGUUGUGUGUCGCACGGAUGCAAGAGGGGAAGUCGCGUAACGAACGGUUUGCAGGUUUGCUUUGAACUAAAGAGCGACGAGGAAAGAGACACAAGCAGCCAGCGUUUACGUGUUUGCAGCCAGCGACACAGAGCGCACGAGUGGUGAUGAGGAACGAUACACAGUACCGCGCUCCCACUUUCCUCAGGGCUUCGCGCCGCAAGAGUGCGCUAAUCAGGGACCGACCUCACAAGGAAGGAGCGAUCAAGGCGGGGUUCGCGAUUGGUGGUGCAUCAGGUGCCUCAUGCAUUUCUUAGAUUGCUCCACCAGUCUCAAUGAGGCAGUGCGCUAGCCCUCUGGAGCGCCCUUGCCGUUUGGCAUCCUCGAAACGCUCUGGGAUAGAUUGCGAAACGCCGACUCUUGUGUGGCUUCCCUUGCUACGCGCGCCUCUGAGAGUGGCUGAUGUGGAACCCAGGACAGGCAAACCCAGCACUCAAAUUGAUCGAAAUGAAUACGAAGUUCUGCUGAUGCGGCGCCAGGCGUGGAACGAGCGGUUCGUCGAAGGGAUCUGGCUGGCUGUGCCACAUUCCGCGUCUGAGGCGGAGGCUAGGAAGGGGCCGCUGAGCUGCACUUUCACGGCCAAUCCUCCGGAAGAACUGCGCAGUCGUCAUCAAUGUGCCCAUCAGUCACUUCGGCAACGUCCAUUGCUUCAGACAAUGGAGUUUCGAAACUUUGAGGGUGGAAAAAUUAUCAUUGGGAAGAAGUACCUUGCCAUGGGGCUCUUAUGCCUUAUGCGGGCGGGCCGAUGGCGGGGGUGUUGCGUAGUGGCGCGCUGUCAGCAGCUGUGGUGAACGACUGUGCACACCCAAGGACGUCUGGCUUUUGUGUGUUCUGACUACCAUUGCACCGCAAGUGCCUUGUUCAAUUUUCAUAGUCGCGCUAGACC
Molecule: messenger RNA, 1019 nt
Organism: Didymella exigua CBS 183.55
Lineage: Eukaryota; Fungi; Ascomycota; Dothideomycetes; Pleosporales; Didymellaceae
Exons: 1
Coding region: 409-924 (171 amino acids)
Source: RefSeq, a predicted model, not a curated record